Molecule: messenger RNA, 4400 nt
Organism: Psammomys obesus (fat sand rat)
Lineage: Eukaryota; Metazoa; Chordata; Mammalia; Rodentia; Muridae
Gene: U2surp
Product: U2 snRNP associated SURP domain containing
Exons: 28
Coding region: 132-3221 (1029 amino acids)
Biological process (GO): RNA processing
Cellular component (GO): nucleus
Molecular function (GO): RNA binding
Source: RefSeq, a predicted model, not a curated record
UCUGGGUUCCGUCUUUCGGCGUUCGGCUCCUCAGCCUGGCGGGCCGUCUGGCGCGCUCCGCCGAUAUCUGCUCUUUCGGCGCUCGACUCACCCGCGCUGCCGCCUCCGCUGAAGGAGGAGCAAAGCUCAAGAUGGCCGACAAAACGCCAGGCGGAUCUCAGAAGGCCAGUUCAAAGAGCCGAUCAUCAGAUGUUCAUUCAUCUGGAUCUUCAGAUGCGCAUAUGGAUGCAUCUGGACCCUCAGAUAGUGAUAUGCCAAGUCGAACACGACCUAAAAGCCCAAGAAAACACAAUUAUAGGAAUGAAAGUGCCCGUGAAAGCCUUUGUGAUUCUCCUCAUCAGAAUCUCUCAAGACCUCUUCUAGAAAACAAGCUUAAAGCGUUCAGUAUUGGAAAAAUGAGCACAGCAAAGCGAACCUUAAGUAAGAAGGAACAAGAGGAACUAAAGAAAAAGGAGGAUGAGAAGGCAGCUGCUGAAAUUUACGAGGAAUUUCUUGCUGCUUUUGAAGGAAGUGAUGGUAAUAAAGUGAAAACAUUUGUUCGAGGAGGGGUUGUUAAUGCAGCUAAAGAUGAACAUGAAACAGAUGAAAAAAGAGGUAAAAUCUACAAGCCAUCUUCAAGGUUUGCAGAUCAAAAAAAUCCUCCAAAUCAGUCGUCCAAUGAAAGGCCACCAUCUCUUCUUGUGAUAGAGACAAAAAAGCCUCCACUGAAGAAAGGAGAGAAAGAAAAGAAAAAAAGCAAUUUGGAGCUUUUCAAAGAAGAACUAAAGCAAAUUCAGGAAGAACGUGAUGAGAGACAUAAGACAAAAGGCAGGUUAAGUCGAUUUGAACCUCCUCAGUCAGAUUCUGAUGGUCAGCGACGUUCUAUGGACGUGCCUUCAAGAAGAAAUAGAUCAUCUGGUGUUCUUGAUGACUAUGCGCCUGGUUCCCAUGAUGUAGGAGACCCAAGCACUACCAACUUAUAUCUUGGAAAUAUCAAUCCACAGAUGAAUGAAGAAAUGCUGUGCCAAGAAUUUGGAAGAUUUGGACCAUUAGCUAGUGUAAAAAUUAUGUGGCCUAGAACUGAUGAAGAAAGAGCAAGAGAAAGAAACUGUGGCUUUGUGGCUUUUAUGAAUAGAAGAGAUGCUGAAAGAGCACUAAAGAAUUUAAAUGGAAAAAUGAUUAUGUCUUUUGAAAUGAAGUUAGGUUGGGGUAAAGCUGUACCUAUUCCUCCACAUCCAAUAUACAUUCCUCCUUCAAUGAUGGAACACACGCUGCCCCCUCCUCCAUCCGGACUGCCUUUUAAUGCGCAGCCUAGAGAGCGAUUAAAAAACCCCAAUGCUCCCAUGUUGCCACCACCCAAAAACAAGGAGGAUUUCGAGAAGACUCUGUCGCAAGCCAUAGUCAAAGUGGUUAUCCCAACAGAAAGGAAUUUGCUCGCCCUGAUACACCGAAUGAUAGAAUUUGUUGUACGUGAAGGGCCAAUGUUUGAAGCUAUGAUUAUGAACAGAGAAAUCAACAAUCCUAUGUUCAGGUUCUUAUUUGAAAACCAGACACCAGCCCAUGUUUACUACAGGUGGAAACUUUAUUCUAUUCUGCAGGGAGAUUCUCCAACGAAAUGGCGGACAGAAGAUUUUCGCAUGUUCAAAAAUGGAUCCUUCUGGAGACCACCACCAUUAAAUCCAUACCUUCAUGGGAUGUCAGAAGAACAAGAGACAGAAGCAUUUGUAGAGGAGCCUAGUAAAAAGGGAGCACUUAAGGAAGAACAGCGGGAUAAAUUAGAAGAAAUCUUGCGAGGAUUAACUCCAAGGAAAAAUGAUAUUGGAGAUGCCAUGGUUUUCUGUCUUAAUAAUGCUGAAGCUGCAGAAGAAAUAGUGGAUUGCAUUACUGAGUCGUUGUCCAUCUUAAAGACACCUCUUCCCAAAAAGAUUGCCAGAUUAUAUUUGGUUUCUGAUGUUUUAUACAACUCUUCAGCCAAAGUUGCCAAUGCUUCAUACUACAGGAAAUUUUUUGAAACAAAGCUAUGUCAGAUAUUUUCAGACCUCAAUGCUACUUACCGUACAAUUCAAGGCCAUUUACAAUCUGAAAAUUUUAAGCAACGUGUAAUGACCUGCUUCAGAGCAUGGGAAGAUUGGGCAAUCUAUCCAGAACCAUUUUUGAUCAAACUUCAAAAUAUUUUCUUAGGACUUGUAAAUAUCAUUGAAGAAAAGGAAACAGAGGAUGUGCCAGAUGAUCUUGAUGGUGCUCCCAUUGAGGAAGAGCUUGAUGGUGCACCUCUGGAAGAUGUGGACGGAAUUCCCAUUGAUGCUACUCCCAUGGAUGAUCUUGAUGGAGUCCCUAUAAAAAGUCUUGAUGAUGAUCUGGAUGGAGUGCCUUUAGAUGCAACUGAAGAUUCAAAGAAGAAUGAACCCAUAUUUAAAGUUGCCCCGUCAAAAUGGGAGGCUGUAGAUGAAUCUGAAUUGGAAGCACAAGCGGUAACAACUUCUAAGUGGGAGUUAUUUGACCAGCACGAAGAAUCAGAAGAAGAAGAAAACCAAAAUCAGGAAGAAGAAAGUGAAGAUGAAGAAGACACUCAGAGUUCCAAAUCAGAAGAACAUCAUUUGUAUUCUAACCCAGUAAGAGAAGAAAUGACUGAGUCCAAGUUCUCUAAGUACUCUGAAAUGAGUGAAGAAAAACGAGCUAAGCUUCGUGAAAUUGAGUUAAAAGUUAUGAAGUUUCAAGAUGAAUUGGAAUCUGGAAAGAGACCUAAAAAACCGGGCCAAAGCUUCCAGGAACAAGUAGAACACUACAGAGAUAAACUGCUACAGCGAGAGAAGGAGAAAGAAUUAGAAAGAGAACGAGAAAGAGACAAAAAAGAUAAAGAAAAAUUGGAAUCUCGAUCCAAAGACAAGAAGGAAAAAGAUGAAUGUACUCCAACGAGAAAAGAAAGGAAGAGACGACAUAGUACCUCUCCCAGCCCAUCUCGAAGUAGCAGUGGUAGACGAGUGAAAUCCCCAUCACCAAAAUCAGAGCGGUCGGAACGGUCAGAAAGGUCUCAUAAAGAAAGCUCACGAUCUAGGUCCUCCCACAAAGACUCUCCUAGAGAUGCUAGUAAAAAAGCCAAAAGGUCACCGUCUGGUUCAAGGACACCGAAAAGGUCUAGGCGGUCUCGGUCUAGGUCCCCUAAGAAAUCAGGGAAGAAAUCCAGAUCCCAGUCGCGGUCUCCACACAGGUCUCAUAAAAAGUCAAAGAAAAACAAACACUGACAUAUAUUUUUAAGAUGCUGUCACUUAAUGGAAAUGCAAGUUUGUUUUGUGCCUGAAUGGUCUUUUUUUUUUUUAAAUAAAAAAAAAAAAAAAACCACACACACAUACACACACACACACAUACACACAAACAAAAAAAUUCUAACGAAAGAGCAUUCCUGGGUUUUGUUUGUUCGUUUGUUUGUUUGUGAAUGCAUGUGUAAACUCAUGAGUAACUGCAUCUGUAGACCUGUCAUUGUUUUAUAUUGUAUAAAUUACUUUUGUUGUGGCUGUUUCUCAAGAUGAAAUUUUUAUUGUGCUAAUGAAUUUCAUCAGAAAUGUGUACAAUGGAUCUGCUGGCAGUAGUAGUAUUUUGUUUUAGGAUGUUGUGACUUAGACACAUAAUACAGAUGUCUUCCCCCCCCCCCCCCUUUUGUAGCUUUGACAGUUUGAAUUAGAUUUCAAAUAAAAUCUGAACAGAAAACUAUAAUGUUGUUUUUUUGCCCAGUUGGUGACACCAAGUCCCUUAAAGACCUACUAAGUGAAUUUGGCAUCAUUGCUGUUUCUUAUACCUAGUGCACUUUACAAGCUCCAGUGUUUAUCCAUUUCUGUAAGGCAGUUUUCAGGACCCCAGAGAGCAGAAGGCUUAAGUAGUGGGUCUCAUGUGGUGUUUGUUAUUGUAAUGCCCGGUAAAAUAGUUUUUUCAAAGAGGCAACAUGAUUUCAAAACACUCAACCUGUCUUCUGAGCAAUUACGUAUUUUAGGGUAAACUUAAUUUUUAAUCUAUCAUGAAGCAAGUUUAUUUAUAAAAGGUUUUAUAAAAAAGAUUUGCCAUAGAAUUCUUUUGUAUAAUAGUUGCCUUUUUAUAAUUGUCUGUAGGUUAUCUUUAAAACACUGGUAUCAUGAUAUUUGUACAAAUUUGUUUGAAACAACUUUUAUGUUUUGAAAGAUUUGGUUUGAAGUAUAGCUUUAAAUAAAAAUUGAAAAGUUAAAUGGGUUUUGGGCAAUUUUAACACCCAGUGAGCGGUUUAUAAAUUCAAGGUGCAAAAAGUUGACUUAAACCAUUUGCAGAGAUGAAUUCUGUUAUAAACAGGAACGAACUUGGUUAUAGUUUGAGGGAGAAAUAGGAAAACUUGUGAAUGUUGGUCAAAGUACCGCAGAGAAUAAAAUUUAAUAAAGGGUUACAUAGACUUGAACUGA